This is a messenger RNA of Tachyglossus aculeatus (Australian echidna), 3831 nucleotides long. RefSeq names its product photoreceptor cilium actin regulator (gene PCARE). Lineage: Eukaryota; Metazoa; Chordata; Mammalia; Monotremata; Tachyglossidae. The transcript is spliced from 2 exons. The record is from RefSeq and is a predicted model, not a curated record. Gene Ontology annotation, cellular component: photoreceptor outer segment; photoreceptor inner segment. The coding region runs from base 1 to 3831 and encodes 1276 amino acids. Gene Ontology annotation, biological process: photoreceptor cell outer segment organization; protein localization to photoreceptor outer segment.
AUGGAGAACUCCUGCCUAAAAAGAUGCCCAAAGUUGCUGGCAGAUUGGGUCCGGGACAAAGACGAUUGGAGAAAUACAAUGGGCUGUGCCCCUUCCCAUAGCGAUAUCGUGCAUCACGUUGCCAAAAGCGGAAUCCAGUUUCUGAAGAAACCCAAAGCUAUUUUGCCAGUACGUCGGGCUGACAAUGACGGAUUCGCUAUCCCAUUACUGGUUAAAGGCUCCACUUCUUUUGACGGUGGCGGGGACUUCUUCUCAGGUGAAAGACGGAGAACGCAGCAGCAAAGUUCCACAUGGGAUCAGGAUGUCACCGAGAACCCCUUCCCGUUCCUUGGGACUGCUCUUCCUUCCAGGGGAAUGGGGCUCCAGGGGACCACCCCAGAAGAAGAAAUCACCGGAUCUGAUCUGAUGGCUGCCCAAAGAAAUCCGGCUGAAGGCGGUCAGGUUGCGAAGCAGAGCUCCGACAAAUCUGACAGGACCAGCUUCUCUAGGGAAGAGAGGAAGGAAAACAAUGCCCGGAAAGGGAAAAAACCCAGGAGUCACAGACUGAGCAAAGAGGGUCACCGGGACAAAGCCAAGACCGGUCUUUCCAUGGGCCAGGCAGACAAGAAGGUAGAUUUCCCAGAGCCGCUGGUAAAGGCCCAUCACAGUGCUUAUGCCUAUCUGCACCCCACCCUCGCCAAAUACGACACCAUAAUUCGUCUGGCCAACCAGGCGGCCCAAACCCAGCUGGCUGUUCAGCAGAUGGUGACCUUCCAGCUCCUGCGCUUUGGUGAAAUCAACCAGCUUUUGGAGGAGAUUGCCCAGGGUGGGGAAGCCCUCCUCAAGGAAGCAGGGGGCCAUCUGGUUUGGCCAGAGGGGAAAGAAGGUGACCAAGAGCGACCAGAUCUCUUGCAGCAGCUCCUGCAAUACACCGUCAACAAGAUGCAGCUGCUCAAUAGCACGGCGGCCUCCCUAACCUCCAGGGCCCUGCAGGACUCCAGCAGCUAUUUUCGAUCCGCUGCCAAUCACUUGGAAGAUAAACUGCACGCCAAGAAAGGAUUUGACAAACGUCUCUGUGGGGCAUUAGCGCUGCUGGAAAGGGCGGCCGUCCGGCCCUGCGGACCCCAGGCUGAUGACCUGCCUCUCCAUUCGGAGGACAGCGGCCUCGGGGCCGACAAUGAAUCCAUCCGUUCCCUGGAUAAACUGGAUACGCAGGUGAGCUGUGAUCAUCCAGUGCAACAGGCUUCGACGGGGAAGUUUUCAUUUCUGGCCCAGAGAGAGGCCGGGGCAGCAGAGGGUCCCUGGCCCACUGGUCCCUCCUCAAGCAGAUCACACGACUGUGCUCUUGAUAGGAACUUUAGGGAUAUAUUUUAUCCUGCCGCACCCAGGAAAGGGACAGCUUCCCUCUCUGGCCCUCCCCAUCCUCCCCGCAAGCCGUGGAACUCGGAGCUGGUGAGAAGCUCUUCCUGGAAUUCCCUUGAGACAGGUGGCCCGGAGGGAUCGGAACAUUUCAGAGAUGACGAGUUGGCUGAUUCUCCGUCCAUCGAUGAGGAUGAGGACAGCAGCCCUAGAGAGGAGGAGGAAGAGGAAGACAACAGCCACACGGGUACAGGGCACAGAAAUCUUCGGCCUCAGAGACCAAAAUCUUGUCCUGCGGCAACAGGAAACAUGUACAGGUUCCCACCCAAGCAGAGGGAGAGUCGGGAGGCCCGGGAAAUGAUCCUGAAGAUGAAGGAUGCAAUAAGUGACAGAAUCAAAUUCGUCCCAGCCAAGCUCAGCCACAGAGAAUGGGCCGAAGAGGAAUCCGGGAAAAUAGUGCUUUCGGCGAGGCCCAGCACGGUCGGGGAAAGCAGACGGGCCCCUGUCGAGCAGAGGAGAUCCAAGUCAGAGGAGUCCCUCAGGAGCCAGGCUGAGGACCCCACCCUUCUAGAGCUCCAGAGGGUCCAGAGAGACCUCAGCCAGAAAUUAGAGAUGUUUUAUGUCCUCAGUGAGAAAAGGCAGGAACCCAGCAGGAGAGAGAUCCUGAGGCCAAGAGCAGCAGCAGCCGUAAAGCAAGACUCUAAUGGCAAUGCUACCUCCAGCUCAACCAUCGGCAAGCUGAAGGCCUCCCUAGCCAAGAAUUUCAGCAUCUUGCCUAGUCAGGAAAAGAUCAUCUUGCAGAAACACCCUCCCGGCUCAUCUAGUCAACCGUCCUGUGAGAGGACCAGCCAGGCUCUCUCUGAGGCUUCUCCCUCUACCCAGGAACCUGACCCAGCUGAGGAGGAAAACGAGGCUCUGGGGACCCAGAGAUGGAGCGGAUGGGGACACGCCACUCGUCCAUCUGUCAAGAAACUCAUCGAAACCUUUAGUCCCCCGGAAGGCCUGAGCACGGCAAAGUACUCCAGAGACUUGGGGCCCAUAAGCUGCAUCAGGAAACUAGGGGUUCCCAUCAUGCCCCCGAGGCUUCCUGCAUACAGAGAGCUGGCUCCUUUGUAUCCCAGGCCCCGUGUUAUUCCAGGAGGUGAGAGAGAGCCUCUCCAGGGAAGCCCACCUCACUGGAUCCCAUCGACAACCUCCUUCUCCCCUCUGCCAAGGGCAGAAGCAUCCCAAAGUGACAUGACUAGUGAAACAGAGGACUCUCUAGAAGACCUUCCGCCACCCCCACCAGAAGUCCUGAUGGACCAUUCCUUCCACUCCCUGCAGACUCCAGAUACCCAAGAGCAGAGCGGCGACUCCACAGAGCUCCACAGCAAGCCAGCCCCAGUGGAACAUGGGCCCUCCAAGAUAACGCCGGCUUCUCAAAGGAUGAAAGCCUCCGUGAAACCCUUCUGCUUGCUACCCAGUAAAAACCUGACAAGCUACAGGCUCCCAGUCACCAGGAUGGAAAGCCAAGCAAGGAAACCUGCCCUCAAUCCCGAUUCUCCCCACGAGGCUGCCCAUGACAGAGAGGAAGCGGAGGAGAUUGCAAGUCUCUACCAGCAGUCCCGAAAGGUAAUUCCCCUGCACCACCCCAGCAACGUGCCUGGACUAGACAAAAGCAAAGAAAACAAGGAUCCCGGAGGAGCCAGGCUCCUCCCAAAGCCAAACUCUCCCGACACACCACGGCCGAGUCAAGAGAAAAGCCAACCUCCGGUCAGAAGGGUCUCUCCGUCAAGGAUUCACUGGUCCCCCCGUACCAGCCCACCUUCCUCUCAUAGAGUCAUCCUGCCAGCCACACAGCCCACCCUCCCCCAGAAUGAAAAGCAGCCCAGCCCCCCGUUGAGCCCCAGAACGUCGAGCCCUCCAACCAGGACCAGGGCACCUAGCCCUCCGACGAGCCCCAAGGUGCCAAGCCCCCCGACGUCAAGAAAACUGCCAUCCCCACCACCCCAACCCAAGCUGCCCCACCCUCUCUGCCACCAACGGAGCCCACCCACUCAGCACAAGCUGCCAAGCCCACCAUCCUACCUCCGGGAAACAAGCCCCCCACCGCUCUGUCCCACCCCAUCACCUCCAACUUCCCCUUCCCAGGGGAUCAAGGGCCCAAGGAAUGCCGGAAAUGGGCAUCAAACAGCAACCAAAGUGGCCAGCAAUACCCGCUCCAUAUUCUGCCUCGCCACCUCAUCGCUUUUCGAAGCCCAAAUCCCAGGGCCACUUGUCGGCUCCCAGCCAGAGGCUGGGGGACAGUCUGCUGUCCCAGGAGUGGGGUGGAGAAGCCGUGUGCACCCAAGGAAGUGCUGGGAUGCCCAGAGACAGACAAACUUAAGUGCCCUCAACCCUCAACCUUACAUCAGGAGGACUUGUUCGGACCGCCGGCCCAGGGGUCCUCUCCAGGUACCUGGUUCUGCCUGCCUCGGGGCCAGCAGUGAACCACUGCUCAGCCAAGCCAGGUAA